UUUAAAUUUAAUAAAUAAAAUUUUACUGACAGGUGACAUUCCACCGUCAUGGCGAAGUCAAAUAGUAUUGCCAUUUUUAAAGCCGUCUAAGGUACAAUCUGAUAUCAAAUCAUAUCGUCCGAUAGUUUUGUCAUCGGUGAUCACAAAAGUUGUUGAACAUUUAAUUAAAAAUCGGCUUGAAUGGUAUAUAGAAAAUAACGAAUAUCUGUCCCAAACUCAGUUUGGAUUUCGAAAAGGUAAAAGUGUGGGGGACAAUUUAGGCAUAUUAGUUACGGAUAUUCGUAAUGCUUUCUCAGAUAAAAAGUCAGUAGUUGCUGCUUUUUUGGAUAUUAAUUCGGCUUAUGAUAACGUUCUAUUACAUAUUCUAAAAAGUAAAUUAGAUAAAUUAAAGGUUCCCUAUUUUUUAACUAAUUCCAUUGUAAAUCUUCUUUCGGAGAGGAAAAUUAUUUUAGAUGUUGGCGGCCCUUAUAAGCCUAGUAGGCUGGUAUGGAGAGGUUUGCCACAGGGGUCUGUUCUGAGUCCUUUAUUGUACAAUAUUUAUACAUAUGAUCUAGAAGGUUCAGUCGGAGAUUCAGCAAGUUUAUUACAGUAUGCCGAUGACUUGGUUAUUUAUGCCUCUGAUAUGUCUGUAAGUACUGCUGAACGAUAUGUUUCCUCCUCUUUAUCUUUGCUAAAAAUCUGGAUGGAUGCAAAUGGCCUUGAUCUGUCUCCCUCAAAAAGUACUGUUGUACUUUUCACCAAAUCCCGUACUCCUUGCUCACUUAAUAUAACAUAUGAUGGGGAUAUAUUACCCAUUAGGAAUCAAGUUAAGUUCUUAGGAGCUAUUCUUGAUUCUAAACUAACGGGUCAACCACACUGCGAAUUUGUGGUUAGUAAAUGUGAGCGAAACUUGAACAUGCUGAGAUGUCUCGGUGGGGUUUGGUGGGGUGCUCACCCGGCUACACUGAGGUUGGUGUAUAAUGCUGUCAUUAGAAGUGUACUGGAUUUUGGGACCUUUUUCUUAGACCCAGGUAAUGUGGCUGGCUUUAGAAAACUAGAUCUCAUACAGUCUAGGGCUUUGAGGAUUGUUUCUGGUGCCAUGAAAUCGAGUCCGGUUAAUGCUCUGCAAAUAGAAUGUUGUGACCCUCCUUUAAACUUAAGACGUCAAUAUCUGUCCGAUAGAUUCAUUUUUAGAAUUGUUCAGUUCCAUAAUCAUCCCCUCAUUUCGAAACUAGAGUUUCUUUCUAAAAAAGUACCCUCUUCACAUAAACCUUUACCUUGUCUGUUAAAAAGUUUCCUGAAAUUCAAACAAUUACAAGCCCCAACUCAUUCUUUUCAGGUGCUUCCUUUAUUUGGCGCUUCUUAUGAUUCUCUCUUACUUUCUCCAGUGAUUUGCUUUUCUCUUGGCAUUGAAAAAUCUGAUUUUAAUGCCAAUGAAAAUUUUAAUUGCAAUGUCAAUAGUAAAUGGCCUAACUGGCAUCAAAUUUAUACAGAUGCAUCUAAACACUCCAGUGGGUGUGUUGGUGUUGGAGUGUAUCACAAACAGUACAACAUAGUUCAGAAAAUUAAAUUACCUCCGGAAUCAUCGGUCUUUACCGGUGAAUGUUUUGGACUAUUAAAAGCUCUUGAAUAUGUGCUGUCUUUCAAACUAAAAAAAACCGUUGUAUUUACUGAUUCCUUAAGUGCAUUACAGAGCUUAGCAAAAUUUUCACUAAAACUUAACCCUUUUUUUCAUGUAAUAUUUGAAUGUAAGAGAAAGCUGUUGCACUGCCAAUCACACAACUAUUUAGUAUCAUUUUGUUGGGUACCUAGUCACUGUGGCAUAUCUGGAAAUGUGAAAGCUGACAGUUUGGCCAACAGUGCUACUGUGACCGGUGACGUAUACCCGUACAAGAAUUUUGGCCAUGAUCUUGCUGCUUUGCCCGGCAUAUGCCUCCACAAAUCGUGGAAUAUGUGUUGGGAAGAGAGCGGCCGGAUUAAGGGUCGUUUCUUGUAUGCUAUACAGUCUUCCGUUCCCAGGAAGCCAUGGUUUGCCAAAUUGUCGUUUGGUAAAACCGCCACUUCUACUAUAAUUCGUAUGCGUCUGGGACAUAACAGCCUUCCAGUUCAUUUGCACAAACUUGGUAUCGUAACUAGUACCGCCUCUAAGCAAAAUUGUGAGACAUGUAAGAAAUUGGAACAGCAUGUAGAAAGUUUACAAGAAGACUUUAAGAAACACUUAAAUGCUAUGAGCGUUAAGACUGUAAAUAGUCAUUUAGCUAGACUUUACAAUCCUUCAAAAGAACCAGCACUUAUAUUUUAUCGACAUGGUGUUGCACUUUUAUACAGUGGUGAGGCUGAUGAAAAUGAAAUCUAUGGCUUUUUUGAGAAGAAUCAAACACCAGCUGUAAAAGAGCUAACAGAUAAAAUAUUUGAGCAUUUGACACAAGCAGCUACUGGUGCAACAACAGGAGAUUGGUUUGUCAUGUUUUAUGGGGCAGCUUGUGUUGAAUGCCAAAGGCUACAUGCUGUUUGGGAAAGUGUUGGAGCAACAUUAAAGAGCAGAAUAAAUGUUGCUCGCAUUGAUGCAAGUUUAGCUGGUGUCAACACUGCUAAAAGAUUUCAUGUUGGAAAAUUGCCAGCAUUCCUUCUGUUUCGCCUUGGCAAAGUGUACAGAUAUGACUUGCCAAAAAAUGAUGUGAAAUCUUUUGUUGCAUUUGCUCAAGAUUGGUAUAAAAACUCUAAAGGAGAACCUGUUGCAGUUCUUGCCUCACCAUUUGAUGAUGUGGUGAAUUGGUGUGUAGAAAUGCUGAAAUGGGGAAUAGCAUUCGGUCUCAAUAUACUCACAGAACACCCAUGGAUAUGGCAAAUAGGAAUAGCUGGUUUUGGAUUGGUAGCUUUGACAGCUUUAAUUGCAAUUAUUAAAGCAGGAAGAUCAAAGCCACUAAAGGAAACAAAAAAAGAUAAGAAACGUAAAUAAGAAAACCUAUUUUUUUGUGAAAUAAUUCUUAAUGCAUUUAAAAAGUCAUGUGUUUGAUAACUUUUCCGUCCUGUUUGUAAGGUAAAAAAAACAGUACAAAUAUGUGGGUUUAUUUUUUUUAUUAAAGAAGCGCAGGUGCUAUUGUAAAAUUGUUUAAAAUUUUUUGUUUGUAAGGAUGUAUGUAUAUUUAAGAUUUAUUCAAAUUUUAUAUUUUAACAAAUACAACAAAUAAAUAUUUUUCAGAAUA
Molecule: messenger RNA, 3185 nt
Organism: Bombyx mori (domestic silkworm)
Lineage: Eukaryota; Metazoa; Arthropoda; Insecta; Lepidoptera; Bombycidae
Exons: 6
Coding region: 623-2938 (771 amino acids)
Molecular function (GO): nucleic acid binding; RNA-DNA hybrid ribonuclease activity
Source: RefSeq, a predicted model, not a curated record